This is a messenger RNA of Funneliformis caledonium, 663 nucleotides long. NCBI's taxonomy places the organism in Eukaryota, Fungi, Glomeromycota, Glomeromycetes, Glomerales, Glomeraceae. The record is from the annotation of a GenBank genome assembly.
AUGCCAAAGUAUAAUGAAAAGGAUAAUAAAGGUUCCGACGAUUUGGCAGAUUUCAAAUUACCUUUUCCCCCAAGGAUCACGGCUCUCGAGGUGGUCUCUUUGAACAAAAAGAAGGGUAAAAAACCUUCAAAGUCCUCAAACGCUUUUAUGAUCUAUCGAAAAGUUUUUUCUAAAGAAGUGGCAAAAAACCAUCGGUUCCAACAGAAGAGAAUUUCUCCCAUUUGUGGUGAUUUCUGGAGACGUGAGCCAGAGCAUGUUAAAUACGAAUAUCAUAAAUUGGCGAAAGAAGUUGACAAAUUAUUCUUGCAAUUACGCGAAGAAACUUCACUUCAAGACAGAAUCGAAUGGAACAUGAAAGCCGAUCCGCAAAUAACUCUACAAAGGUUGGAACAACCGUUUCCUUCGAACGAGCCAGGACCAUCUAUAGAAUAUUAUUUGAAAGAAUUCGACAACUUGGAUCAUAAUUCAUGUAUUCCAGAUCCAUGUGAUAGUUAUGAAAAUUUCGAAUUAAAUUAUCCGAUCGCUCCAAUUUAUCCGAACGUAAACCUUCCUUUAGUGGAGGACCCGACGUUCAACCCGUAUUAUGAUUGGAACCUUGCGCAAUAUGGUCUUGCGCAAUAUGAAUCGCAACUUCCGUCUUACGAGAUUUUUCCCGAACUUUAA